Molecule: messenger RNA, 2523 nt
Organism: Varroa destructor (honeybee mite)
Lineage: Eukaryota; Metazoa; Arthropoda; Arachnida; Mesostigmata; Varroidae
Product: cationic amino acid transporter 4-like
Biological process (GO): amino acid transport; transmembrane transport
Cellular component (GO): plasma membrane
Molecular function (GO): amino acid transmembrane transporter activity
Source: RefSeq, a predicted model, not a curated record
GGUGUUAGAAUUGAGUUGAAGAUUACAGUUAGUUGUCAUGGACACGUAGAAAAGUACUGCGAUGGGCGCAAGUUCGUCUACGUCGCGCACAAACUGUAGUUUAAAUGUUACGCCGCCGGUGUUAUACUCAGUAAAAUCGGCCAGCCAAUAUUGUUCUUCCUAAGAGGUUUUGCUUUUUCGGGCUGGACGUUUGCCGUAGUAGGAUUAUGUCAACCGCUGUGUCUACAAGGUUACAACGGUUAGCGUCGCGCAUAAGCCGUCGUAAGAUGAUUUCGGAGAUGGAUGAUCUUCUGCAAACGCGGUUAAAGAGAUCCCUCUCGACGUUCGACAUAACGCUAUUGGGCAUCGGCCACAUGAUCGGCUCUGGCAUUUACGUGAUCAGCCCAGAAGCAGCAAGAAAAGCCGGCCCAGCAUGCGUAAUUUCUUACGUCAUAGCAGGUAUAGCCUCGAUGCUAGCGGCCUUGGCUUACGCCGAGUUCGCCGUACGUUUUCCACGAGCGGGUUCGUCUUAUUCGUACGUCUACUUCAGUGUUGGAGAGUUCGUGGCGUUUAUUGUUGGCUGGAACGUCCUACUAGAAAACACCUUAGCCCUUUCCAUCGUCGCACAGACCUGUGGGGCAUACAUCGAUUCUAUAACAAAUUAUGUUGUUUCAAACUUUGUUCGCGAGAACGUCGGCCGACUGGUUGCAAUGCCUGCUCACUCAGUUAACACCAGCAGGUCGGGUAUAACGGGGUUGGUAACCUACCUAAACACGGAGCACCAGUUCCUUGUUUUGGUCCUAAUGGCAGUGUUUGUAGUGAUUGUCCUUCUGAAGGCAUCCAGAACUUUGUUGGUGGGAAAUGUGCUUUGUGGUCUCAGUAUUUGUUUAUUAAUCAUCAUUAUUGGAAUCGGAAUAUUCAAAGGAAACUUCUAUAAUUGGACUAACUCGAAUACGGGAGGAUUUCUUGCACGUGGGUGGCAGGGUGUCUUCAAAGCAGCAUCGAUAUGCUUCUUUUCAUACGGUGGAUUUGACGCGAUUUCUGCAGCUGCUGAAGAGGCAAAAGACCCUAGGCGGUCGAUGCCGAUAGCAACAAUAAUUGCAAUGUUGAUAGUUACUAUGUUGUACACAGCUGUAGCUGGCUGCCUUACGUUGCUUCGCAAUUGGACCCAAAUUAGGAUGACAGAUGGUUUCCCAGAAGCAAUGAAUUACAAUGGGAUAUACUGGGCACAGUAUAUCAUAACAGCUGGCGCAUUAUGCGGAAUGACGGCUGUAGCGGUGGUGACUUUGUACACGGUCGUUCGUAUUUCCUUUUCCAUGGCUGAAGAUGGACUGAUAUGCCCCCUCUUCGCGAAGAUCUCCAAACGAAGUCAGGUGCCCCAAUACUCUACGUUAAUGUUUGCGGGAUUUUCAGCAUUAGUUGCCAUGUUUUUCAACACUGACACAACCGUGGACAUGCUCUCUAUUGGAACGCUCACGGCCUACAUGAUGGUCACAUGCGGGCUCAUAAGUAACCGCUUCACGGGAACGAGUAACCUCAGCGCGCUGCGACUGCGUUACUUCCGCCGUUUCGAGUCACACCUAUCGAUCAUCUUCAAUCAGCGAACCUACAUCUUCAGCAACCUCAUCAUAAUCAUACUGACGAGCUUCGGGAUGUCUUUCUUUAUUCAGGGCUUAUGGACAGACUCAACCUACGGAAGUCCUAUUUUAUUGAGCCUCUUGCUCGUAACCUCAACAAUCCUGUUAGCUGUCCUUCAGGAGGUGCCCGACCCGUACCAAAGUUAUAAGAUGCCGUUAAUGCCCUGGUUGGCUGUCGUAUCGCUUGUUUUCGACUCGGUUUUGAUAAGCACGCUACCAAGUGUGACCUGGAUUCGUUUCCUUGUCUGGCUGACCAUUGGAACAAUCCUGUAUGCGACGUACGGCCUGCGGCAUAGUAAACUCGAAAUGAAUAAGGACUAUCCGAUCUCUGCGAAUGAAACGUCGUAGUUGACAUUCAAUAGGUCUAUGAGUCGACUCGAUUUUUCAUGUAAUCAUAUCUAAUCAGAAGAUUCCUAGAAAAUAAAUACAGUAAUUUUUACCUAGGAACGUACCUAGGUGUCGUCUUGAACUAUGGAAAUAGCUAACAAUUCUCCCAUGGGAUUCUGGAACGAUACAUAUCGACGAAACAAAAUAGGAAUCGACGAGCCAACACGAGUACCGAUCGAGCAAAUGUCUGAUAAAUAAUGAACUAGCCUUUGUAGAAAUUAUCAGAUAGCAGCAUAUUUUAGGCUCGCCUGUGGAAGCAUGACUACGCAUACUGGGAUGGAUACAUUGAUUAAUAUGUGUUUGCGUAGAUAACAACAUUCAUCAGAAUAUAGUUGGGCUUAAAGCUAUCCCGCUGUUCGAGCACGACGCCAGGCUGGAGUUCACACAUGAGCUUUGCUUGCAAAUUGUAUAAGCCGAGUCUACUGUAUAAACCCAUAUACAAAUAUAAAAUUUUCUAGAUUGUUUUAUUGUUAUCGGCCAUCGUUUAGUUGAGUAAGCGAAAAGGCGCGAGCGUCGGAAA